AUGAACUCAAUUUAGUAAUAUGAAAAGUGUGAAAACCUUGGAUAAGGAACUUAUGGAAAGGUUUAUAAGGGAAUAAAUAAACUAACUCAUGAAGUUGUUGCAAUCAAAGAAAUAAUUCAUUCUGAAGAAGAAAAAAAGGAGGGAAUAUAAUCAACUACCUUAAGAGAAAUGUCGGUUUUACUAUAAUUUAGGAAGCAUCCCCAUAUUGUUGAGUAAAACUUAUUAAUAAACAAGAUUGAAACAAGUUAUUUUAGAUGAUACUGAUUAUAAGCAAUAUCUGAUAAUGGAGUAUAUCGAUACAGAUCUCCGAAAAAUGAUUGAUCAAAAGAAAAUAACGGAACACAUGGCGAAAAAGCUACUCCUUCAUAUUUUAAGAGGUCUUUAUGCUUUACAUAGUUAACUUAUAUUUCAUAGAGAUCUAAAACCUGCUAAUAUUUUAGUUCAAAAUGGAGUGGCUAAAUUGGGAGAUUUUGGGCUAGCCAAGCCAAUAGGUUAUCCAAUAAAUAGAACUCAUACCAAGGAAGUACAAACACUAUGGUACAGAGCUCCAGAAUUGCUUUUAGGUCACUUUAAGUAUUCUCCAGCAUUGGAUAUUUUUUCAUUAGGAUGCAUCUUCUAUGAAAUGUUGAUUGGAGAAGCAUUGUUUAAAGGAAAUAGUGAAAUUGAUUAGCUAAUUAGAAUCUUUUAAUUUAUGGGUACUCCUUUGGAUUGGGAGGGCUUUAAAUCUAUGCCAUAUUAUUCUGCUAAAUUUCCAUAGUUUAAAUCAGAGGCAGAAAAACACUUAUCCAAUUACAAUAUUUCUUAGGAGGCUAAAAAUUUGUUGUUAAAAAUGCUUUAAAUUGAUAGUACUAAACGAAUUACUGCCAAGGAGGCAAUAAAUGAUAUAUAUUUUUCUAUUAUUUGA
Messenger RNA from Paramecium pentaurelia, 904 nucleotides. The record is from the annotation of a GenBank genome assembly. NCBI's taxonomy places the organism in Eukaryota, Ciliophora, Oligohymenophorea, Peniculida, Parameciidae.